GGGCGCUCUCGCGAAGGGUGGGAGGGAACGCGCAGGUUCUCGCGAGAGUUGGCGGCGGGAUGGGAGCGCCGAGAUGCCCCGUCACUGCUCCGCCGCUGGAUGUUGCACCCGCGACACUCGGGAGACCCGCAACCGAGGCAUCUCCUUCCACCGGUUGCCCAAGAAGGACAACCCGCGGCGGGCGCUGUGGCUGGAGAACAGUCGGCGCCGCGACGCCAGCGGCGAGGGGCGCUGGGACCCGGCCUCGAAAUACAUCUACUUCUGCUCCCAGCACUUUGAGAAGAGCUGCUUCGAGAUAGUCGGCUUCAGUGGUUACCACCGACUCAAGGAAGGCGCCGUACCCACCGUCUUCGAGUCGGCCACCCCCAGACCCCCCCGGGCCACCAAACUGAAGCCCCCCCCGCCCGACAGUGACCCCCCGAAGCCACCUCGGGCCACCAAGAGGUGGAGACGAGACCCCCCCGCAUCCCCCCCGGACCCCCCAUUCCCCGACGUCUCCUGCUUCCCCGGUGAAACCGAAGACCCCGCCGCCCCCCCUGCCGGCGACCACGGCGGCGUCCCCGCCCUCCCCGGUCCCUCCGGCGCCCGCGGGCCGGUCCCGGAUGGCCUUUUGUCACCCGUAGGCGACGAGGACAACACCCCCACCCCCUGCGCGGCGCCGGCGCGGCCGGCGUCGCCGUCGCUGUACAUGCUGCGGUUGCCGCCGCCGGCGGGCGCGUACAUCCAGAACGAGCACAGCUACCAGGUGGGCAGCGCGUUGCUCUGGAAGCGCCGCGCCGAGGCGGCGCUGGACGCGCUGGACAAAGCGCAGCGGCAGCUCCAGGCCUGUAAGAGGCGCGAGCAGCGCCUGCGCCUGCGCGUCCUCGAGCUGCAGCGCGAGCGCCGGGGGGGCGCCGAGUACCGUAGGGUUACCAGCAAGUCACCGUGUGUCGCCACCGAGCCCCCGUGUGUCCCCGUUGAACCCCCAUGUGUCCCCACUGAACCCCCGUGUGUCCCCACUGGACCCCCGUGUGUCACUGGGGAGCCCCGGGGUGUCCCCACCAAGCCCUUCAGUGUCCCCACUGAACCCCCAUGUGUCCCCACUGAGCCCCCAUGUGUUAUUGGGGGACCCCCGUGUGUCCCCACUGAACCCCCGUGUGUCCCCGUUGAACCCCCAUGUGUCCCCACUGGACCCCCGUGUGUCACUGGGGAGCCCCGGGGUGUCCCCACCAAGCCCUUCAGUGUCCCCACUGAACCCCCAUGUGUCCCCACUGAGCCCCCAUGUGUUAUUGGGGGACUCCGAUGUGUCCCCACUGAACCCCCGUGUAUCCCCACUGGACCCCCGUGUGUCACUGGGGAGCCCCCAUGUGUCCCCACCGAGCCCCCAUGUGUCCCCACUGAGCCCCCAUGUGUCACUGGGGAGCCCCGGGGUGUCCCCACUGAGCCCCCAUGUGUCCCCACUGAGCCCCUAUGUGUCCCCACCAAACCCCGAUGUGUCACUGGGGAGCCCCCAUGUGUCCCCACCGAGCCCCCGUGUGUCCCCACUGAACCCCCGUGUGUCACUGGUGGGCCCUGGGGUGUCCCCGCUGAACCCCCAUGUGUCCCCACUGAAUCCCCAUAUGUCACUGGGGAGCUCUGGUGUGUCCCCAGUGAAUCCCCAUGUGUCACUGGUGAACCCCGGGGUGUCCCCAAGGAGCCCCCGUGUGUCCCCACCGAUCCCCAUAGUGUCCCCACUGAACCCCCAUAUGUCCCUGGAGACCCCCGGGGUGUCCCCACUGAACCCCCAUAUGUCCCUGGAGACCCCCGGGGUGUCCCCACCGAACCCCCAUGUGUCCCUGGAGACCCCCGGGGUGUCCCCACCGAACCCCCAUGUGGCCCUGGAGACCCCCAGGGUGUCCCCACCGAACCCCCAUGUGUCCCCACUGAACCCCCGUGUGUCCCCAUCAAUCCCUGGGGUGUCCCCAAGGAGCCCCCAUACGUCCCCAGCGCUCCCCAUAGCGUCCCCACAGAGCCCCCGUUACCGGGGGACCCCCAGCCGCCCGGUACCACCGGCGAGUGUCACUGUCCCGCUACCAUCGGCGAGUGUCACCGCCCCCCUAUCACCGGCGAGUGUCACCCUCCCAGUACCACAGGCGAGUGCCCCCGUCCCACUACCACGGGCGAGUGUCACCGUCCCGCUACCACCGGCGAGUGUCACCGUCCCGCUAUCAUGGACGAGUGUCACCGUGCCAUAACCAGCCGCGAGUGUCACUGUCCUGCUACCACCGGCGAGUGUCACCGUCCCGGUACCAUCGGUGAGUGUCACCCUCCUGCUACCACCGGCGAGUGUCACCCUCCCACUACCACGAGCGAGUGUCACCGUCCCGCUACCAUGGACGAGUGUCACCGUCCCAUAACCAGCCGCGAGUGUCACUGUCCCACUACCACCGGCGAGUGUCACCGUCCCGGUACCAUCGGUGAGUGUCACCCUCCCGAUACCACGGGCGAGUGUCACCAUCCCAUAACCAGCCACGAGUGUCACCGUCCCGCUACCACCGGCGAGUGUCACCGUCCCGGUACCACCGGCGAGUGUCACCGUCCCGGUACCACCGGCGAGUGUCACCGUCCCCCAAAGCUUUGUAAAUAAAGAAUGUCACCUUUUCUAGGAAAA
Messenger RNA from Columba livia (rock pigeon), 2629 nucleotides. It is a transcript of the gene THAP7, whose product is annotated as THAP domain containing 7. Gene Ontology annotation, cellular component: nucleus. Gene Ontology annotation, biological process: regulation of DNA-templated transcription. Lineage: Eukaryota; Metazoa; Chordata; Aves; Columbiformes; Columbidae. The transcript is spliced from 5 exons. The coding region runs from base 74 to 2605 and encodes 843 amino acids. The record is from RefSeq and is a predicted model, not a curated record.